AUGUCGCGCGCAGGGCGUGCACCGCCGGCAGAGUACGACGGGGACGACCCGUCGCAGCAGGAGGAUCACACCAUGCGACCGCCCCGGUGGGUGCUGUGGUGGCGAGCGCACGCAUGGGUGGUGCGGGUGGCAAUUCUCGUUAUCGCCUCGCCGCCGCUGUGGGUCGAGCUGCUGGGGCUCCACUCGCCGGCCUUCACCGGCGUCAUGUGCCGCAUCACCUUCGUCAUUCUUCUCAUGGCCGGAUAUUGGAUCACGGAGGCGCUGCCGCUGGCCGUCACCGCUCUCCUACCACUGGCGCUCUUCCCCGUCCUGGGCAUCCUCUCGGCUGAAGUGGUCUCCACCAACUACUUCAACGACACUCUCUUCCUUCUCCUCGGCUCCUUCUUCGUAGCUCUGGCGAUGGAGGAAUGGGACUUGCACCGAAGGAUUGCGCUCAAGUUCAUUCUCUAUCUGGGCGAGAAGCCGCGCGUGAUCCUUGGAGGUGCGGCCCGCCCUCACCUUCUUGGACCUUCUUCGCGAUUCAUGGCGAUGACGGCGUUCCUGUCGAUGUGGCUGAACAACUCGGCCACCACCUCGCUCAUGGUCCCGAUUGCUCUGGCCAUACUGCACCAGAUCAAGGAGGCCACGGGCGAGUCCACACAACUUCUAAAACGGGACAAUCACACAUUCUACACUCUCGAGCGGAACUACACGAGCAGUGGGGAGCGCGAGACAAGUGGUGAUCAGCUGGGCAAUCCGGCAUCGAUAGUCGACUACGAGGACAGCAGCAGCGAUGACGGCGCCGGCGGGCCGACCGGCCGAUUGCAACACCUGAUCGACAGUCGCUAUCUCGACACCCCGGCCCAAGCCAAGCAGCGACAGCAGGUCAUCCACACCUACACCAAAGGUUUGCUCUUGGGCAUUGCCUAUUCAGCCUCGAUAGGCGGCACGGCCACCAUAAUCGUGGGACUGCUCUUCCCGGAGAUGGCCGAUGUCAUCUCCUUCUUCAACUGGAUGAUCUUUGCCUUCCCUCUCGCCGCUUUCUUCGUGGCGCACUACAUCAAGGUCGACACCCGGCAGCUCAAGGAGGCCUACCACCGCAUGGGUCCCAUGAGCUUCCCGCAAAAGGUCAUCCUGGUCGGGAUCUCCGACCUGGGAAUUCCAGGCUGGCAGCAGCUCUUCUCCCACCCGUCCAACUACAUAUCCGACGGGACCGAUCCCGCUCGCAACAUCCUCGAUUGGCAGCAAUGCAGCAAAUUGCCCUGGGACGUGAUCAUUUUGAUCGGCGGUGGUUUCGCCUUGGCGCGCGGCAUCUCGAGUAGCGGCCUCUCGCUCUACCUGGCACAAAAGCUGCAAGUGCUGCAACAGGUGCCGGUGUUCUUGAUGCUCUUCAUUAUCUGCUUCUUCACCGUCGGGAUCACCGAGCUCACUUCCAACUCAGCCACGGCCAGCAUGCUUCUCCCCAUUUUGGCCGUGAUCGCGGUGUCGAUCGAGCAGAACCCGCUGCUGCUGAUGAUUCCAGCCACCAUCUCGUGUUCGUACGCGUUCAUGCUUCCCGUGGCCACCCCGCCCAACGCCAUCAUCUUUGCCUCCCAACAACUCAAGGUAACGGACAUGGCGAGGGCCGGUCUGCUGGCCAACCUCAUUGGCCUGGUCUUGCUGGCCGUAGCCGCCUACUUCUUCAUCCCGCCCGUCUUCCUCUGA
This is a messenger RNA of Acanthamoeba castellanii str. Neff, 1683 nucleotides long. Its product is annotated as sodiumdependent dicarboxylate transporter. Gene Ontology annotation, cellular component: membrane. The transcript is spliced from 15 exons. Bases 1 to 1683 code for a protein of 560 amino acids. Gene Ontology annotation, biological process: monoatomic anion transmembrane transport. Lineage: Eukaryota; Discosea; Longamoebia; Acanthamoebidae. The record is from RefSeq and is a predicted model, not a curated record. Gene Ontology annotation, molecular function: transmembrane transporter activity.